Molecule: messenger RNA, 490 nt
Organism: Belonocnema kinseyi
Lineage: Eukaryota; Metazoa; Arthropoda; Insecta; Hymenoptera; Cynipidae
Exons: 3
Coding region: 59-490 (143 amino acids)
Biological process (GO): regulation of synaptic transmission, cholinergic; sleep; positive regulation of voltage-gated potassium channel activity
Source: RefSeq, a predicted model, not a curated record
CUCUUUAGAAUGCUGUCAACGACUACCGAGAACAAGAACUCUUGAAAUCAGAGGUAACAUGUCUGAUAAUCAAGCAAAACUACACUUUCUUUUCAUUUUAUGGAAUUUUGGGUAUGCUCAUAGCUCAGAAAAUUUAUGGUGUUAUGGUUGUAAUACGAAUUUGACAGAGGGAAGAUCUCAAGAAUGCAAUGAUCCUUAUGCCCCAGGACCAAUGGUUGAUUUAAUCCAGUGUCCCCAAAACGAAUCGCACCAUUGUCUCAAGAGCAUAAUAGUCUAUCAUUCCAUACUGACAACAGUGAGAGGAUGUGUACCUUCUACAAAAGUAAACUCUUACUGCGAUAUUAAUAAAUAUCCAGAUGCAAAAAUCGAUUGUUACUUUUGCUCAGUUUAUGCUUGUAAUCAUUCAGAUUUACUAUCUUCAAAUUUCCUCACAAUAAUUUCAAUGAUUUCAGUAUUAUUAUGGAAAUGUAGUGCAUUGUGGGCCUUUUAA